Messenger RNA from Carassius auratus (goldfish), 7263 nucleotides. Its product is annotated as CREB-binding protein-like. Gene Ontology annotation, biological process: positive regulation of transcription by RNA polymerase II. The record is from RefSeq and is a predicted model, not a curated record. The transcript is spliced from 28 exons. Gene Ontology annotation, cellular component: nucleus; histone acetyltransferase complex; transcription regulator complex. Gene Ontology annotation, molecular function: chromatin DNA binding; histone acetyltransferase activity; protein binding. Lineage: Eukaryota; Metazoa; Chordata; Actinopteri; Cypriniformes; Cyprinidae. Bases 1 to 6285 code for a protein of 2094 amino acids.
AUGGGUCUUGCAUCUGCUAACGGCCCAUUCGGGCAGCAGUAUGCACAGGGUUCGGUCCAGCAGAUGUCCAGUGCUGGAUUAAACGCUCAGAUACAAAACAAGGCAGCUCUUCCCAACAGCCUCCAGCCCACCCUGAAGGGUGCUUCCAGCGUGCCAAAUCUGCUGCAGCAGCAGGUGCCCUCGGUGGGCAUGGUCCCGGGACAGGGGGUGUCGAUGGGCCCUACGGCUGACCCGGAGAUUCGCAAACUGAUCCAGCAGCAGCUGGUCCUGCUGCUUCACGCCCACAAGUGCCAGCGGCGAGAGCAGGCCAACGGUGACGUGCGCGCCUGUGCCCUGCCCCACUGCCGCACCAUGAAGAACGUCCUCAACCACAUGACCCACUGCCAGGCGGGGAAGUCCUGCCAAGUGGCUCACUGCGCCUCCUCUAGACAGAUCAUCUCGCACUGGAAGAACUGCACCCGGCACGACUGCCCCGUCUGUCUGCCCCUGAAAGCGACAAACUUCAGCGACAAGAGAAACCAGCAGUGCACUAACCAGAUGAACAUGGGUGGUAACGGUAUGAAUGAUCAGACGAACCUUCACACCGAUUCCUCUCUCCCCUCAUCCCUCAACAAUCAGAUGAUGCCUCAUGGGUCGAACAUGGGCGGCACGGGGAACCUGCCCACAGCUGCGCCGCUGUCAAUGCCUGGCAUGAAGAAGCCCUGGCACGAGCACUUCACUCAGGUCUUGAGGAAUCACCUAGUGCACAAGCUAGUUCAAGCCAUAUUCCAGAUCCCAGACCCUGCAGCACUGAAGGACAGACGCAUGGAGAACUUGGUGGCUUAUGCGCGUAAGGUGGAAGGGGACAUGUACGAGUCUGCCAACAGCAGGGAUGAGUAUUACCACUUUCUGGCUGAGAAGAUCUAUAAGAUCCAGAAGGAGCUGGAGGAGAAGAGAAAGUCCAGGCUGUCGAAGCCUCAAAUGGGCGCUCAGGGUCCCCAGCAGCCUGGCCUUCCCCAGCCCAACACUAUGGGACCUGGACAAGCCAUCCGGCCUCCGAAUGGACCUGUUCCUAUGUCCAAUGUGCCAAACCAGUUGAUGGCCCGGAUGCAGGUUCCUCAAGGGAUGGGCCAGUUCAACUCCGUGACCAUGCAGAGCAUGCAGAUGUCCCAGUCACCGGUGGGAGCUCCCCGGGCUGCGUCCCCUAUGACCCACCCCCCUCAGAUGGGCAUGGGUAACGUUCCAGCGAUGAGCAUGUCUCCCUCCAGGAUGCAACAGGCACCAGCAAUGAUGGGAGGCCAUUUUGGCAACAUGGUGGGCCAGACGCAAAACCAGAACCAGUUCAUGAACCAGACGUUCCCACCCUCAGGCGGGGGCAUGAAUAUGAAUGUAAACCUGGCUCAGCAGUCGGGACAGACUGUCCCACAGCAGCAGCAGCAGAACGCUAACCUGACCCUGAAUCCUGUGGGCCCUCUGGGCACCCCGUCCACCCUGUGCUCCACCCCUCCUCCUCCCUCCGCCUCCACCCCGUCAGCUGCCGCUAGCUUACAGUCACUCCAGACCCAGCCUUCCACGCCGGCGUCAGUUGGGGGCCACGUCACGCCCACUCACAUCCCCAGCGGCUUGCCCCGCCCUCCCUCAGCCCUUGGCUCCUCCCCCGCCCACUCCCAGCCGCUCACGCCCCUGCAGCCCCAGCCCGAGCCCUCCUUGCAGAUGCAGCAGCCCACCUCUGUGCAAGCGCAGCAGCCUCGCACUCCGCUCUCUCAGAUGGCCGCUAGCGUUGAUAAUAGAGUUCCUACGCCAGCAUCAGUGGCCGAGACCCACUCCCAGCAAGCUUUGCCCCCCGACUACCCUGCUGCCGAACACAAAACUGAGCAUCAAGAAGACGAGCAGGAGUUUGAAUCUGGGAAAAAGGGCUUAAAAAUGGAUGACGAUGUCAAACCUCCUCAAGUAAAAGAGCAGUUUGUAGAACCUAAACAAGAACCGAUGGAGACGAAGGAGAAGAAAACGGAGAUAAAGACCGAGCCGAAAGAGGAGGACGUGUCCAGCAAUGCAGCAUCCAGUCAAUCUGUCCAGUCGCGCAAGAAAAUUUUCAAGCCGGAGGAGCUCAGACAGGCGCUGAUGCCAACACUAGAAGCUCUGUAUCGUCAAAACCCAGAGUCCUUGCCCUUCCGCCAGACAGUGAAUCCCGCUCUACUGGGCAUCCUGGACUACUUUGACAUUGUAAAGAACCCAAUCGAUCUUUCCACCAUCAAGAGGAAGCUGGACACGGGGCAGUACCAGGAGCCCUGGCAGUAUGUUGAUGACAUCUGGCUGAUGUUCAACAACGCCUGGCUCUACAACCGCAAAACAUCUCGAGUGUACAAGUACUGCUCGAAGCUGUCCGAGGUGUUCGAGCAGGAAAUUGACCCCGUCAUGCAAGGUCUGGGAUACUGCUGUGGGCGCAAGUACGAAUUUUCACCUCAGACGCUCUGCUGCUAUGGCAAACAGCUCUGUACUAUCUCCAGAGACGGCACAUAUUAUAGCUACCUAAACAGGUAUCACUUCUGCGAGAAGUGCUUCAAAGAGAUUCAGGGCGACAGUGUCACCCUGGGAGAUGACCCGGCCCAGCCGCAGACGUACGUAUCUUCUGCCGCUCAGAAGGCUUUGAGUAUGAUAUCAAAGGAGCAGUUUGAGAAGAAGAAAAAUGACAUGUUGGACCCUGAGCCCUUUGUUGAAUGUAAAGACUGUGGCCGGAAGAUGCAUCAAAUCUGUGUACUACAUUAUGACGUCAUUUGGCCAUCAGGUUUCAUCUGUGACAACUGCCUGAAGAAGUCAGGGAAAACAAGAAAGGAAAACAAGUUUUCUGCUAAAAGGCUACAGUGCACGAGACUGGGUUCGUACAUCGAGGACCGAGUGAACAAGUACUUGAAGAGGCAGAAUCACCCUGAGGCCGGAGAGGUGUUUGUGCGGGUGGUCGCCAGCUCUGAUAAGACUGUGGAGGUCAAACCUGGGAUGAAAUCUAGGUUUGUUGACUCAGGAGAGAUGGUAGAAAGCUUUCCCUACAGAACCAAAGCACUUUUUGCAUUUGAGGAGAUUGAUGGAGUGGAUGUGUGUUUCUUCGGCAUGCACGUCCAGGAAUAUGGAUCUGAAUGUCCCUUUCCUAACACCAGACGGGUAUACAUAUCAUAUCUUGACAGUAUUCACUUCUUCAAGCCUCGAUUGCUAAGAACUGCAGUUUACCAUGAAAUCCUCAUUGGUUAUUUGGAGUAUGUUAAGAAACUAGGGUAUGUGACGGGUCAUAUCUGGGCCUGCCCACCUAAGAAAGGUGAUGACUACAUCUUCCACUGUCACCCUCCUGAUCAGAAGAUUCCCAAGCCUAAAAGACUACAGGAGUGGUACCGCAAAAUGCUGGACAAAGCCUUUGCAGAAAGAAUCCUCCAUGACUACAAGGACAUAUUUAAGCAGGCCACCGAGGACCGCCUUACAAGUGCCUAUGAGCUGCCCUAUUUUGAGGGUGAUUUUUGGCCCAAUGUUUUGGAGGAAAGCAUCAAGGAGCUGGAGCAAGAGGAGGAGGAGAGGAAGAAGGAGGAGAAUACAACCUCCUCUGAGAUAACAGAGGGAACCCAAGCUGACAGCAAGAAUGCCAAAAAGAAGAACAAUAAAAAGACCAACAAAAAUAAGAGCAGUGUGAGCCGCGCAAGCAAAAAGAAGCCUGGGAUGCCGAAUGUAGCUAAUGAUCUGUCCCAGAAGCUAUAUGCAACAAUGGAGAAGCACAAAGAGGUCUUCUUCGUGAUCCACCUGCAUGCUGGUCCACUGAUCAAUAGCUUGCCUCCAAUAAUGGAUCCGGACCCGAUGCUGACCUGCGAUCUGAUGGAUGGCCGCGAUGCCUUCCUGACACUGGCCAGGGACAAACACUGGGAGUUCAGUUCCCUACGCCGCUGCAAAUGGAGCAGUAUGUGCAUGCUGGUGGAGCUACACAAUCAGGGCCAAGACAGAUUUGUGUACACUUGCAACGAAUGCAAGCACCACGUAGAGACACGCUGGCAUUGCACCGUUUGUGAGGACUUUGAUCUAUGCAUUAACUGCUACAACGCCAAGGGCCAUGAGCACCAAAUGGUGAAAUGGGGUUUGGGCCUGGACGACGACAGCAACAACCAGGGCGGUGAAGCCAACAAGAGCCCACAGGAGAGUCGACGCCUCAGCAUCCAACGCUGCAUCCAGUCACUGGUGCAUGCCUGCCAGUGCCGCAAUGCCAACUGCUCUCUGCCAUCUUGUCAGAAGAUGAAGAGAGUGGUGCAACACACCAAGGGCUGCAAGCGCAAGACAAACGGAGGCUGCCCCGUUUGCAAGCAACUCAUUGCGUUGUGCUGCUACCAUGCCAAGCACUGCCAGGAAAACAAGUGUCCCGUGCCCUUCUGUCUCAAUAUCAAGCACAAGCUGCGGCAACAGCAGAUUCAGCAGCGGCUGCAGCAGGCGCAGAUGAUGCACCGGCGCAUGGCACUCAUGCAGGGCAGAGGAAUGCCGCCCAGUCUGCCCUCCCCAACUACCUCAGGAGGUCCGGGGACGCCCAACUCUCAGCAGCUGCAGCAGCCUAAUACGCCUCAGACCUCGCAGGCAUUAGCCAACCAGCCCCAGCAGACGCAUCAGAAUGUGGCUGCAAUGCCGCAACCAUUCCCCAACCAACCAUCUACGCCCGGGUCGCAGGGUAAGUCAGGGCCACAGUCCUCUCCCCUGCCCCAGCAGCAGUCUCCCCUGCCCAUGCAGCCUCAACAGCAGCCGCAGCCCUCUCCACAGCAGCAGCAGGCUUUGAAGGUUGCAAAACAAAUAGAGAUGAUGACCAAAGCUCAGCAGCAGCAGCAGCAGCAACAACAACAGCAGCAGCAGCAAGGCUACAGGAUGAGUGUGAAUGGCAUGCAGAUGAACCAGCCUCGCAUGAUGACUCCCAUGCAGAUGAUGGCCCCUCGUGGCCCUCAGAUGGUUCAGAACAUGCAGCCUGGCCAGUGGCCAGCUGGGAUGCAAGGGUCCAUGCAGAAUCCGCAGGCACCUCUGCCACAGCAAGUGCCACCGCAGCCAAUGGCCAUGGCCCCGCAGCAGUCUCCGGUAGUACAGACACCUCAACAGGCGCAGAUGAUGCAGCGCGCCAUGAUGCAGCAGCAACAGCAGCAGCAGCAGCCUCGGCAGAUGCAGGCUGUCAUGCCUCCCCAGCAGCCACAACCACAGGCCCCGCAACAACAAGGCAUGCAAAGAGGGGUGGCCAGCAGCAUCGCUCCAGGAGCACUGCAGGACCUGCUGCGCACAUUAAAAUCUCCAAGUUCCCCUCAGCAGCAGCAGCAGGUCCUCAACAUCCUCAAAUCGAACCCACAUCUCAUGGCGGCGUUUAUCAAACAGCGGACAGCGAAGUACCAAGCCAGCCAACCGCAGCAGCAGAACCCGCAGGCCAUGCUCGCAGGUCAGCCGGGAAUGCAGAACAUGGCUGCGAUGCAAACUGGCCCCGUGCAGAGAGCCGUCAUGCCGCCGCAGCAGCCCCAGCCAGCUGCAACCCAAGCCGUGGCUGCCCUCGGACCCCAGGGACAAAUGAUGAACGCUGCACACAACGGAAACCAGCAGCUGUUCCGCAGGCAACUAAUGCGCAUGCAGCAACAGCAGCAGCAACAACAACAGGGAGUGAUGCCUCCAGCACAAGGGAGAUUUCCGCAACCUCAAGGUGCGCCCAGUUACUCGCAAAUCCGCAUGCAGCAGCAGAUGGCCAUGCAGGGAGGCGCCGGGCCCAUAGGUCAGAUGCCGCCCAUGGGUCAGAUGGGCCAGCCUGGAAUGAGCAUGGAUGCCCAGCAGAACAUGCUGCAACAGCGCAUGCUUCAGCAGCAGCAGCAGCAGCAACAACAACAGCAGCAGCAGCAACAGAUGCUGAAGCAGCAAAUGGGAUCGCCGGCUCAGGCCGCUUCCAUGAGUCCCCAACCGCACAUGCUUGCAGGACAACAGCAGGGAGCUCACUUACCCGGACAGGCCAUGGCCAAUGCACUGGGCAACCAAGUGAGGUCACCUGCACCCGUGCAAUCGCCCCGCCCCCCGUCCCAACAGCCGCCACAUUCCAGCCCAUCCCCGCGCAUGCAGCCCCAGCCCUCGCCCCUGCACUCCGGCGUGUCCCACCCCAGCCUGGCAGGACCCAUGCCGGGCCACUUGGACCAGGCUCACCUGUGCACACCCGAACAGAGUGCAAUGCUUCCGCAACUGAACACGCCAAACCGUGGAGGGCACCCCAACGACAUGAGUAUGGUUGGGGACACAUCGGGAGACACGUUAGAGAAGUUUGUCGAGGGAUUGUAGCAUUAAGAGACGUUCUUUUUGAGGACAGAGGUGUGUUUCCUACACAGGAAAUUAGACAAAAUAAACUGUAAUAGGUUUACACAACCAAUGGACUGCUUUUUCUUCCCCGUUAGAGGGAUUGAAAUUACUGUGUAAAGAGCAGAAUCACAAAGGGUAUUUUUCUGGGAGGGUUGUUGGACCGGCCGAAAUGCAGUCCAGGUCUACAAAUUACAUUUUUAAUUGUUUUCUUUGUUUUGUUUCGGGGAGGGGGUUACUUUGAGCUUAUGGACUUUUUAAAUGGAAUAUCUCAAGGCAAAAUAUUUGAUUUUAUUAUUGAAGACUUUCGUUUUGUAUGUUUGCAAACUGAAAUGCGUUUUUUUUUUUUCUUGCCGAGUGUGUGUGCGUGUUUAGGGACUGUAAGAUACUCGGUGUGGAAUUAGGAUCAGGAGCAAUCCUCAUUCCUGUCUGAUACGUAUUCACGUUUACCAGGUUUGGAAAAGGAACGCACCGCCUUUUUCUCUCCAAACUGUGGAGUUUGUACAGAGGACCUGUUUUCAUUUGUACAGAAAGGAGCUUGGCUACUGCACACACACACGAACACGCGAGCAAAUUGUGAAAGUUGCUCUUAUUUUUCAAGGUGCCCAAAUGCGUUAAUUUAUUGGCCUGGAUUCAGUAGUUGUCUCUUAAGAUGUAGGAAGAUGUUCCUGUUUUUCUCGUUUGAUCUCUGAAACAUCAAUGAUGUCCCCUCCACCUCGCGUAUGAGGCCGGAGCUUCUUCUGACUGCUGAUUUGUUCAAAGAGUUCUUCAGUCAACCUCUUAUGUUUUUCUCCUCAUGAAACUUGAAUUGAAGGUGAACGAUUCUUUAAUGUAAAUCAUGCAGCUUGAUGACAUACUGUAAAUAAAAGGAAAAAAAGAUUGAGAUCGCUGUAUAAACUGGUUAAGAACUUGUUUCGUACUUAUAUACCAUAUUGUUAAAUAAACUGUGUGCAACAGACACGA